Molecule: messenger RNA, 285 nt
Organism: Dentiscutata heterogama
Lineage: Eukaryota; Fungi; Glomeromycota; Glomeromycetes; Diversisporales; Gigasporaceae
Source: the annotation of a GenBank genome assembly
GUCUGGCAAUAUAAUUUUUGCAAAAUUGAAGUGGAAGAAGAAUACAAAUCUAGAAUUGAGAAAAAAGAAGCUUUUGUAACUGCUGUGGCCUGCUAUAAACUAUAUCUCACCCAAAGGUCAGGUGUUUACCAAUUCAAAAGGUUAGAAAACAAAGCAGAGAAAAAGUUAAAAAAUAUUCAACUAUUAAUAGAAGUCUCAACAAUACUUCCAUUUAUGACUUCAGUGGAUGUAGACCUCUCCCAAACUAUAUCUCAAGCCCCAGUAGUUCCUCCUACAAGACCUUAA